Messenger RNA from Hyposmocoma kahamanoa, 1605 nucleotides. RefSeq names its product RING-type E3 ubiquitin-protein ligase PPIL2. Gene Ontology annotation, molecular function: peptidyl-prolyl cis-trans isomerase activity; ubiquitin-ubiquitin ligase activity. Lineage: Eukaryota; Metazoa; Arthropoda; Insecta; Lepidoptera; Cosmopterigidae. The record is from RefSeq and is a predicted model, not a curated record. The transcript is spliced from 9 exons. Gene Ontology annotation, cellular component: catalytic step 2 spliceosome. Gene Ontology annotation, biological process: protein folding; protein peptidyl-prolyl isomerization; protein polyubiquitination. The coding region runs from base 1 to 1557 and encodes 518 amino acids.
AUGGGUAAACGUCAGCAUCAAAAGGAUAAAAUGUACUUGACGUACACAGAAUGGACCACUCUGUAUGGAGGUAAAAGAUCAGGUACUGCAGUGGAAGAAGACACGACUUUCAAACGAUUGCCAUACGACCACUGUUGUUUGUGUCUACAGCCAUUUGACGACCCUUAUUGCGAUGCUGAUGGCAAUAUCUUUGAGUUACAGGCUAUUAUUCAGUUUGUAAAGAAGUUUAAAGUCAACCCUGUCACUGGGAAAAAACUUGAUGUGAAAUCCUUAACGAAACUGAAUUUUUUUAAAAAUGCAGAAGAAAACUAUCACUGUCCGGUUCUUUUCAAGCCAUUCACGAAGAAUUCCUUCAUUGUGGCAAUUAAAACCAGUGGCAAUGUGUAUUCAUAUGAAGCUGUUGAACAACUCAAUAUUAAAGGAAAAAAUUGGAAGGAUUUGGUCAAUGAUACCCCGUUUGCUAGAUCUGAUAUCAUUACAAUACAGGAUCCUCAAAACUUAGACAAAUUUAAUAUUUCGCUUUUUCACCAUAUUAAGAAUAAUUUACGAGUUGAAACUGAGGAGGAAAUAGCAUUAAGGAAGGACCCUCACGCAAGGCUUAAGACAGUGUCAAAUGAGACAAGGGAUAUCUUACAAGAGCUAGAGAGAGAGUACAAAGCUCCUGAGGUCAAGGAAACUAAGAAAGAGAAAGCAGACAAAUUUAAUGCAGCGCACUACUCUACGGGUAUGGUGGCAGCGGGUUUCACGUCAACUGCAAUGGCGCCCGAGACUGUACACGAGGCUGCCAUUGUCUGUGAAGAUGAUGUUGUCUACGACAGAGUUAAAAAGAAAGGUUACGUGCGACUGUUAACCAAUGUGGGUCCGCUGAAUUUAGAAUUAUACUGUGACGCCACUCCAAAAACAUGUCAUAACUUCAUCAAACUAUGCAAUCAAGGUUACUACAAUGGGACCAAAUUCCAUAGAUCUAUUAGAAAUUUUAUGAUACAAGGUGGUGAUCCAACAGGCACUGGACUGGGUGGAGAGUCGAUAUGGAAGAAGCCAUUUGAGGAUGAAGUGAGACCUAACCUUCACCACACUGGACGAGGCGUACUGGCCAUGGCAAAUUCGGGGCCUAACACUAAUGGGUCACAAUUUUACAUAACAUUCCGUUCCUGUAAACAACUAGACGGCAAACACACGAUUUUUGGCAAGCUAGUUGGCGGUAUGGACACUCUUACCACAAUGGAGCAAAUUGAAGUGGACAACAAGGAUCGGCCCAUACAUGACAUUGUUAUUGAAGUUGCUCAAGUGUUUGUUGACCCUUAUGCUGAAGCUGAAGAACUGUUGACAAAAGAAAGAGCAGAAGAAUUAAAAAGACAAGCGGAGGAAAAUGGACCAGGUGUUAAGCCUAAGAAAGCAACAAAACAACCACUAAAAGUGUUCAGAGAAGGAGUAGGGAAGUACCUUAAUCUCCAAGUUGCUAGCACUAGUGGCAAAUCUACCAAAAAUGAAGAAGUUCCAGCUAAGAAACCUAGGAAGGGCAAAAACUUUGAUUUUGGCAAUUUUGAUUCCUGGUAGAAAUAUAUUCUUAUCGUGUGUCUAUGGACCCUUUGUUGUUGAGUCACC